UAAUAAAUGACUUCCAUGCUCCAUUAUUUCCAUAUCCUUCAUAAGUCAAAACCCCUCACUUUCUUUUCUUUACACGUUACACUACAUAACAAUAAUAUCUUGUUUUGUUGAUUUUUUUUUUUUCAUCAAAGGAAGAAGAAAUGGGUGAGAAGGGUUUGCAAACACCUGCAAAGAAACUGUUUUUAUGGGUUAGAAAACAGUCAAAAAAGGUUAAAACUGUAUUAGGUUUCGUUACGUGUCUGACUUUGUUGGUUACUUUAAGAUUACUCAUACAUGAUCACAAUCACUUCUUUGUUUUGGCUGAGCUUGUUCAUUUCAUUGGAAUCUUAUGUUUGAUUUACAAGUUAUCUACCCUCAAAACUUGCUCAGGCCUGUCACUGAAGAGUCAAGUGCUUACGGCGAUAUUUCUGGCUGCAAGAGUAUUUUGUAGUUUCAUCAUGGAAGGAGAUAUACACACCAUUUUAGAUUUUGUUACACUCGUGGCAACAUUGUGGGUAAUAUAUAUGAUGAAGUUCAAGUUGAAGUCGUCAUACAUGGCAGAUCUGGAUACUAUGCACUGUUGGUAUUUGAUCGUGCCUUGCGCUGUUGCAGCCCUUUUUAUCCAUCCUGCUACGGCUCAUUUUUUCCCCUUCCGGGUUCUCUGGGCAUUUUGUGUAUAUAUGGAGUCUAUCUCGGUGCUGCCUCAGCUUCGCAUGAUGCAGAAUGUCCAGAUAAUUGAGCCAUUUACAGCUCAUUAUGUGUUUGCAUUGGGUGUUGCAAGAUUCUUGGGCUGUGCUCAUUGGAUUAAUCAGAUCUAUGACACUCGCGGAGUAUAUCUUUAUUUGGCUGGACGGGGCUACUUUUGGAUACCAAUGGUCUUUUUGGCGGAAAUUGUUCAAACAUUUAUCUUGGCAGAUUUCUGCUACUAUUACGUAAAGAGUGUUAUCAGCGGUAAACUUCUGGUCCGCCUGCCACAGCCGGUGUAGAAGUUCAAGUUACUAUAUGCUACAAAAUGUAACAUAUGUUGUAUUUCUUGUGUUAUGGUGUGGAUAUGGAGCUUCUUCUACCUCUUAUCUUCUGUUUUUCAUCUUUUCCUCCUUCCUCUAGUUCCACUCUUGCCAAUGCAACUGGAUGAAUAAAUAAAUAAAUCUGCUAGAUGCAUUGCUA
This is a messenger RNA of Lycium ferocissimum, 1146 nucleotides long. RefSeq lists its product as uncharacterized. Lineage: Eukaryota; Viridiplantae; Streptophyta; Magnoliopsida; Solanales; Solanaceae. Gene Ontology annotation, cellular component: membrane. Gene Ontology annotation, molecular function: ER lumen protein retrieval receptor activity. Gene Ontology annotation, biological process: protein retention in ER lumen. The transcript has 6 exons. The record is from RefSeq and is a predicted model, not a curated record. Bases 141 to 965 code for a protein of 274 amino acids.